AGCACACAUUGGUUUUAUUGCUUGCGUUUUCCGAGUAUUGUGGCUUGACGCACUAGCAUGCGUAGCGGCGAACUGCGCUAUCAUGCUGUCUCUACUCGUACGAGUGCCCGUUUUGGAUAUGCUGCUGAGAGCCGAUAGUGAAAUUGAGGCCACCACAUUGACUGCUCUGCUGGUGGCCAGCUGUGCGUCAGAGUUCUUCUCCGGAUGCUUCGAAGCUGCGUGCUCUUACGGAAUGGCUGUGCGAAUCAGGUCGCUGUUGCAGAGCGCCAUCUUCAACAAGAUGAUGCUCAUGAGUCCAACCGCUCUGUCAAGGAAUUCGGCGGGGUACCUUGUGUCGCUCGUGGGUGUCGACUGCGUCAUAAUAUCCAUGGCUGCCACUGUCGUCAUAAGGGUCGCAUUUGGGCUCCUCUUCACACCAUUCAUGUUCUACGCCCUCUGGCGCCGUGCAGGCACAAUUCCGGUUCUUUGCUGCGUGGCUUGGCUACUUUUCGUUUUCCUGUUGUUCAUUCCUGCGAUGAAGCUGCAACAAAAAAUGUGGGCACGUGUAAUAAAAUGCCGUGACACUCGACUGAAGAAGAUAACCGAUAUUUUGUCCUCCGUGCGACUGGUGAAGUUUUACGCGUGGGAGCAGGCGUUCGUCCAAUCGUUGUCGCAGCUCAGGCGACCGGAGCUUAAACACAUGUUUGCCGUCAAUCUCACGGACGGGCUCUUGGACUCUCUUUUCGUCUCCACCAGUUCAGUGAUGGCUGUCAUACUGUUCGGAACGUGGGCACUGUGCUAUCCUGAAAAGGCACUUACUGCAUCACUUUCGUUCUCCUGCAUCUACGCAUUGUCACUUCUGGAUCCAGCCUGCGGCAACAUCGUUGUCAUGCUAAGAAUGAUUGUGCUGUCAGUCUACGCGGUCAAGAGGAUCACCAAGGCAUGCACAGAACCGGAAAGAAGAGAAGCCGACAGCUUUUCCGAAGAAAGCGUCCAACCUGAAGUUGAAGGAUCGGUGUGCCUGGAAGAUUGUUGUUUCACGUGGAGCUCCGCGGAAGCCCGCCAUCGAACAAGCGGGGAAGCUAUCUUGCGUGACGUGAACCUGAAAGUGGAGCCUGGUUCCUUGGUUGGCCUCGUGGGCUCCGUGGGAAGCGGAAAGUCGUCACUGCUAAGUGCAAUUCAGGGCGAUGUUCAUCAAACAAAGGGCCGCUUCCGGGUGACGGGCUCCAUAGCCUGCGUACCACAGAGCGCGUGCAUCUACAACAUGUCUAUCAGGGACAACAUCUUGUUCGGCAGACGUUUCGACGUGUCCCUCUACGAACGGGUGCUGUCUGCUUGCGAGCUGUUGAAAGAUAUAGCUGGAUAUCCUGCCGGAGACCUCACGGAGGUCGGACAAAAGGGUGCAACGCUCAGUGGUGGUCAGAAGCAGAGAAUCGCCCUUGCCCGAGCGGUCUACAGUGACAGCAGCGUGUACCUUCUCGACGACACACUGAGUGCUCUGGACGUGCAUGUGGCGUCCAAGGUUUUUGACAGAGUGAUUAGCAGGCAUGGAAUGCUUCGGAAAAAGACGAGACUCAUUGUAUGCACGCAGACUCAGUACCUUGAGCAGAUGGAUAUGAUAUUACUUGUUGCUGACAGACAAAUUACGCCUUUUGAAACCGUAAAGCAACUUAUGAACGAUUCGAGAUGCCCCAAGAUGAUUUGCAGUGGUGACAAAAUAAAAGACAGGAGAACAGAUGGGAAGGACACGGAUAUGCCUCAGAAUAAUGAGAAGAAAGGACUUGUACAUAGAGUCACGGAGGAUGAAGUUGAAACAUCAAACUUGGGAAAUACAGACCUACUUUUAUCUAUUGUGCGGAUGUGCGGGCCCUCGCUGGCUUUGUGCUGCUCGAGUUUCCUGCUACGAGCUUGUGCCGUGGGAGCAUAUUUGGUCUGGAUGAAGCAGUGGACAGAUGCAAGCACUACGCAAUGGAGUACGUCUUUAUGGGUCGGAGGACUGAUAGCUAUAUGCAUUUGUGACGUGCUGUUUGGUUGUCUGGGAGCCUUCACACUCGCUGUGAGCCAACGCAACCUGUCCAACCGCCUGUACAAAGCGAUGAUUCGGAGCGUCCUAGGCUGUCCUGUGGUCUUCUUCGAUGCCACCCCGAGGGGCCGUGUGCUCAACCGCCUUUCCACUGAACUGGACGCCAUCGAGUCGCGUCUUUUUAUUGGUUGCAAGCAGCUGCUGCAGUCGCUCACUGCAGGGAUCGCCAGGAUCAUCGUGACAGGACUCCAGGUGCCAACGGCAGCAGUUGUGGCAGCUUUGGCUGUCACAUUCUACUUAUUUGCAAUGGUGAUUCUGGCAAAAGCCUCGAAUAUGGCGCGCCGGUUUGAAAGCGUACACGUGGCGCGCCUCCUGCAACACGUGGCUGAGACACGUGACACGCUCAGCGUGAUCCGUUCCUACGGCGUCGAGGAUCGCUUCUGCGCACAUUGCUACCGACUCGUGGACGCGGCGAUGACUGCCUUGCAGACGCUAGUGGACUGCCUCCGGUGCUGCCGUUUCCUCGGUGGCUUAUGUGGCUUUGUUGUCAUCCUGGCAUCCGUCGUGUUUGCCAUUCUUCCGCUGGGACGCAUCCAGAACGUUGGAGCGGAUGGAAGCUCUGUUGGGCUUGUACUUAGUUCGUCUAUGGGAGUUUCGCUUCUUGUGAUGGCAUCCACAGGUGCCGUGUUCUUCUCUGUCCAAACAUUAGUUUCCUUCGAGAAGUGUCUCGAGUACACUCGGUUACCGCAAGAGGUUGACGAUGACAAAUCAGAGAGCAUCACCGACAAUGCUCGGACAAAUGCGAAAGGAUGUGACAGCUACCAGAUCAUUGGCAUUCGUCCACUGCAUGACACAACGUGGCCUUCUGAAGGAAAGCUCGAAUUCGACCAUUAUUCUGCGUCCUACAAGCCGGGAAUCCUGCCAGACGUUCUCACCAAUUUGUCGUUUGUUGCGUAUCCUCGAGAGAAGGUUGGCGUUGUCGGCCGCACCGGCGCAGGCAAAUCGUCACUGCUCAUGGCGGUUCUCAGAGUCUUGAAAGCGUCUGCUGGAUGCAUCCGCAUCGACAAUGUCGACAUAACAACGGUGUCGCUCCGUCGGCUACGGUCGGUUGUCACCAUCAUCCCGCAGGACCCUUACUUCACAAGAGGCGCACUGCGGGAAGUUUUGGACCCGACUGGCAGCCACUCCGACAGCGACGUGUGGUGUGCACUGGGACAAGCCCACCUGACCGAAUUUGUCUCGCGCCAUUCCAUGAAUUUACAAAUGGACGUGGGAGAUGGUGGCAGCAAUCUCAGUGCCGGACAGCGACAGCUUGUAUGCCUCGCCAGGGCCCUGCUGCGGCGACCACGUGUGCUGCUCAUGGAUGAGGCCACAUCACACAUGGAUGGUGACACUGACAGGAUCGUGCAGGCUACGCUACGACAGAGCUUCGCCUACUGCACCGUACUUACCAUCGCGCACAGGCUCGAGACUAUACUAGACUACGACAAGAUCUUGGUGAUGUCCAAAGGUCGGGUAGUGGAGUACGGUUCCACACAGAAGCUGGCCUCUAAUCGAAAUUCCGCAUUCCACACAAUGCUUCGCCAGGCUGGUCUCCUACCAAAGGACCAUUCGCGAGCUUAUGAUGACCUACCUUAUCACAAAACCCGUUUGUGAGCACUGGGAUAACUGCUGCCUGUACAUAGCUGGAAAUUUUAUUUGUACGGAGAUGUGUGUUUAGUACGCAUUGAGUGUCAUAACACUGUCACUGUGCGAAAUAACAAUGUUAUCAUAGUAAAAUGCUUUGCCCUGGCGAAGUGAAUUUCAGAUGGUCUGUGUUUGAUAAA
This is a messenger RNA of Dermacentor albipictus, 3828 nucleotides long. The record is from RefSeq and is a predicted model, not a curated record. NCBI's taxonomy places the organism in Eukaryota, Metazoa, Arthropoda, Arachnida, Ixodida, Ixodidae.